This is a messenger RNA of Symbiodinium natans, 324 nucleotides long. Lineage: Eukaryota; Dinophyceae; Suessiales; Symbiodiniaceae. The record is from the annotation of a GenBank genome assembly.
AUGGCGCUGGCCCAGAACCAGGGUGCUGCGCUCGAUCCCAACGCUCCUGCACUACACGACUCGUGUACAGAUUCAACCUCUGCCGCCUCUCCCAGCCUGCCGCGAUACGCUGGCAGCUGCGGUCGGGACACGCCCGCAUGCCGCAUUCCCGGAGGUAGGGGCCUGAAGGUGCUGCAGGGGUGUGGCGCGGCCUUCUUGCACGAAGCAUUCGAGGCGUCAGCUGUGGGAACAGCUGCUGCAGCCUUCUGCAACCGAAUGCAACCCAAGCGGCCGCUAAGAAUCAAGCCAAAACACAUUGAGAAUGUGACAAAUGGCGUGUCAUGA